Messenger RNA from Heterostelium album PN500, 1836 nucleotides. RefSeq names its product nucleolar GTP-binding protein 1 (gene nog1). The coding region runs from base 1 to 1836 and encodes 611 amino acids. Gene Ontology annotation, cellular component: nucleolus. The record is from RefSeq and is a predicted model, not a curated record. Gene Ontology annotation, molecular function: RNA binding; GTPase activity. NCBI's taxonomy places the organism in Eukaryota, Evosea, Eumycetozoa, Acytosteliales, Acytosteliaceae. Gene Ontology annotation, biological process: ribosomal large subunit biogenesis. The transcript has 6 exons.
AUGGAAAUGUCGAUUCCCACUGGCAUUAUUCCGAGCUCGGUGGUUUCACUCGCUGUCACCUACCACGGCAACGCCAUAAGCAUUCCACCCACGGUAACAGAUCUGCGGCUGGAUUGUCAACAAACCAUUCCGGAAGCCCAUCAACAAUCUGCCGUCGACUCUGCGACACCUCAAGAUUGGCAAAGACUACUGCGAGUUUUCUCACCCGCUACCACCAUUCUCGCCGACACUGACGCGAAUAUUCAAGUUGUACCAACUUCAAAAGAUUUCGUCGAUAUCGUUUUGUCCAAGACACAGAGAAAGACACCCACAGAAAUUCACAAGCAAUAUGCAAUCUCUAGAAUCCGUAGUUUCUACAUGCGUAAAGUUAAAUACACUCAACAAUCAUAUCACGAUAAGUUAUCUCAAAUCAUUCAAGAUUUCCCAUUGUUAGACGAUAUACAUCCAUUUUAUUCGGAUUUAAUUAAUGUUCUUUACGAUAAAGAUCAUUACAAGUUGGCUUUGGGUCAGUUGAAUACCGCUAGAAAUUUAAUUGAUAAUUUGUCAAAGGACUAUUUGAGAUUGUUGAAAUAUGGUGAUUCUUUGUAUCGUUGCAAACAGUUGAAGCGUGCGGCACUCGGUCCACUGUUUUUGAACAAACCACUGCUCAUUCUCAUCAACAAGAUCGACGUACGCAAGCCAGAGGAAGUGCCAGCCGAUGACUGGGCAUUGAUUCAAUCGCUGGCCGAUCCAGCUCGUGGUGGAAUCGGUGGAACCAAAAUCCUACCGAUGUCGACUCUCACCGAGGAGGGUGUCGCCAACGUCAAGGACGUCGCCUGCACCACCCUGCUAGAGGAGCGUGUCGAGAAGAAGAUGAAGAGCGCCAAAAUCCAGAAGGAUAUGCACUUGCUCCAUCUCGCCAUGCCCGUGGCCAGAGACAACAAGAAGCGUCCAUCUUUUAUUCCACCAAGCGUGUUGGCUGCACGUGCCGCCGCCGAAGCCAACCAAGACGAAGACGAAAAGAAGUUCAAACUCACACCCGCACAAAUGGAGUCAUUGCAAGAGGAGGAAGACGACAUCAAAUAUCAACAGGGUAUUCUUCCAAUCUACGAUGUCAACGAAUGGAAGCGUAAGUACUUGCUCAGAGACGACUCGUGGAAGUUCGACAUCAUCCCCGAAAUCAUGGACGGCAAGAAUAUCGCCGAUUUCGUCGACCCCGACAUCCUUGAGCGUCUCGAAGAGUUGGAGCGUGAGGAAGACGCACUUCUCGAGCAACUCAAGAACAAUAUGGAGGAGGACGAGUCCGACUUGGACGAAGAGAAUCUCGAACUCUACGACGAAAUUCAAGAGCAAAAGCACGCCAAUCGUGUCAACCACGAGAUCAACGACUCCAGCAAGCCAAAACUGCCCAAACACCAUCUCGGAAUCAACACUACCGACAUGUCCAGAAACCUCAGAAGAAUGGGUGUCGACCAAGAGGAAGCCGACGACAUUAUCGACGACGUCCGUUCGCGUUCCCGUUCCAAGUCGCGUACCGGUAGAAAGAGAGAUCGUUCCGAGGAGCGUGAAGCAUCGCAAUCCGGAGAGCGUGGUAUCUCACUCAAUCGUUCACAAUCACGUUCACGUUCCAAGACUCCUGCACCAGUGCCCGGAGAAGGUUACCGUGAUUUGGCUCACAAACUGCUGGCUGAGAAACUGAAUAAAGAUUCCAGAAGAAAACGUAACAAACUCGGAUACAAGGGUGAAGGUGAUCAUCAUAUUCCAAAUGAAAUGCCUAAACAUUUGUUUGCCGGAAAGAGAAAGGCUGUACAACAACAACAUCAACAACAACAACAACAACCAACAAUAACACACUGA